AUAUUCCAAUUGGAACCAAACUUAUUUUGUUAUUAAAACAAUUGUUAAUUUAAAUUUUAAUCUCUUACAUAAAAUGUUCGUUAAAGUAAAAUUUGAUGCCGAUGGAAACGCAAGCUUGAAGCCGGAAAUGUUCGAGCUCAAGAACAAUGCGACCAUCGGUGAAUUGAAGCAAAAACUGGAGGUGAAGGUGGGUCUUCCAUUGGCUCGACUGAACGUAAAGAGCUUCCACAAGUCUCUCGAAAACGAAGAAUACAUUACCAAUCUGCUCCGCGUCCAAGACAAAAACGAUUCCACUUCCCCGGCGACGACGCUUAAUGGCACAGCCUUUUCGCUGUAUCACGAGAAAUCAUUCGUGGGCUUUCUUCAGUUCUAUACUAUUCCUGAGGGAAAAAGCCAACAAGACUUUCUCAACUUGCCCAAGAGCUCUAUGCUUCUGCCUGUCGACAGGCUACCUCAUUUCUGUGAGGCGUCCGACUCUCAGGAUUCCUCCGCAUCGAGUGCGUCCAACAAGACGAACACCAGCUUUGAAUCCGCCAGCACGAGCGCCAGCUCGGAAGCGCGAAAGAGGCGGGUAAGCGCCUCCGAUGAAGAGUCUGCCGCUAAAAGAAUUAGGAGCAACCUAAUGAAUGUGGUCAAAGUGAUUCCGCAGCAGAAUCUGCUCUCUGACAAGCCACCCGGAAGCAUGGACUCCAUUUUUGGUUCCAAGAUACAAGUAAUGGCGUGCAAGUCAGAGCCGAGCACCAGCAGCAGCGCAGUGGAGCAACUGGCCGAGUGCAAAAAUAGAAAAACGGACUGCUGCAUGCCGAAGAAUUGUAGAAAGAGGGAUACCAGGCCGCCGUAUGCGAACACAAUGCCCGAGAACCGGCGAUACGGUCUGGUAAUAACCAACCAGAAUCCGGACGCGGACGGUGUGGACACCCUUGCCCUGAUGGACCACUUUCAUUCUCUAUUCGAGGAGAGCGGAGCGAGCGUUAGCGAACUCAAUUUCAGUGAGUGUGCUUCAACGCAGACAUUCGACUCCAGCAUGUUGGUGGUCUGCGAGGAUGAGGAAACGGCCCAAUGGGUCAUGUCAGCCGUCGAUGGUAUGUGCCCGCCGCACUCCUGCCAGCCUUUAAUCGAGUUCUUUGGCCUCCUGAGGACGACGUUCGUCCUGCCGCUGGUCAGCCCGAGCAAGUCGCUGUGUGUGAUCUUCGCGUUACUGGAGUCGCAGAACCCGGGCCUAGACACCAACAAGUGGGCCGUGGUCAAGCGCUCCACCCUGGACUGCAAUGAUGUGGAGCGGCAGGUCGCUCAGUUUUGCGACAACGUCGUUAUAGAGGUGUAUAUCGACGAGGAAAGUAAGGAAUUCAUCACCGAACGUUGCUCCAAACUUCGCUACUGCUUCUGGCAACUUCGUUUUAGUUUCGAUUGUUGAACGUUUUUGGUUUUCCAAAGUUAAAAAAUUAAAAGUGAAUGAAAGUUGUUAAAAUCCAAGC
This is a messenger RNA of Drosophila yakuba, 1475 nucleotides long. RefSeq lists its product as uncharacterized. The record is from RefSeq and is a predicted model, not a curated record. NCBI's taxonomy places the organism in Eukaryota, Metazoa, Arthropoda, Insecta, Diptera, Drosophilidae. The transcript has 3 exons. The coding region runs from base 74 to 1414 and encodes 446 amino acids.